Molecule: messenger RNA, 1200 nt
Organism: Diorhabda sublineata
Lineage: Eukaryota; Metazoa; Arthropoda; Insecta; Coleoptera; Chrysomelidae
Product: toll-like receptor 7
Exons: 4
Coding region: 214-1164 (316 amino acids)
Molecular function (GO): protein binding
Source: RefSeq, a predicted model, not a curated record
UACUUGGUUACAGAAUAAUUUGAUUUGUGUUAAGUAGAUGUUGACCUCCUUGGCAUGACCUUCAUGAUCUUUAGGAUAAAGUUUAGGUUAUCACGCCACAUAUUCUUAUGAAUUAUAGUUUUGUCUCAAUUAUUUUAUACGAUAUAGAACAAUAUUUAUUCAAUAAUAUUGAUGUCAAAGCAGUAUCAGUGAGAGAACUAUCGAUUACAAAAAAUGAUGCAAUAUAUAUGCAAUAUUUGGAAGUUAUGUUUUCUACUUGGCUGUAUGUAUCCAAUAACAGUAGCUGUAGAGUCUAAUACAUGUUCCGUAAAAACCAUCAGCACCCUCACUUAUAUCAAUUGCGUGGACAUCAGAUUAACAGGAGAACUUCCUUUAUCAUCUAAAGUACCAGAUACAAGUACUGUAGUCUCUCUACAGUUAGCUAAUUCCAGUGGAAAGAUUGACGAAACUUCCUUUACUAAUAUAAAUCACAUACAAACAAUAGAUAUAGAACAUUGCGCUUUAUCCAAAUUUGUACUCCCAAUUUUACCAGAAUUAAAAGUUUUGGAUAUAAGCGACUCGUUUAUUCCUAGUUUCGAUAGAAAUUCGUUAAAAAAUUGUAAAAACUUAGAUCGUAUUUAUUUGAAGAAAAACCGAAUGGAAAUAUCGAAUGGAGCGUUCCAAGAUUUGAUUCAUCUCACAAUUUUGGACAUAGAACAGCAAAACGUUACACUGAAUGAACAGUUUCUUAAAGGAUUAAAGAAUUUAACGUUACUCAGUAUUACAGAUUCAACAAUUACAACAAUUUCGAAGGAUAUCUUUAAAGAUGUACCAGAAUUGGCCGAUUUGAAUUUAAGUCGCAACCCAUUAGAAAAAAUAGAAAUUGGUGCGCUGGAUCCAUUGAAGAAGUUAACUCAACUCAAUAUUUUGGAUACUGACCUAAACAAGUUAGACGCAGAAAUUUUCAAAGGAAACAGCAUUCUCGAAUCACUUAGAGCAUCUGCGAAAGCGAUUAAAAAUUUCGAUCUGCGGAAAUUUAUGAAAAACUCACCUGGAUUCUACAUUUUUGAUUUUAGUUUGACAGAUUGUGGAAAUUCCGCUAUACAUGAUUUGCAGUCUAAAAUAAAAGAUGAUGAAUUCGUUUAUGUAUAUUUCGAUGGUAUUGAACGACCAGAUCGUUGUUAAUUUUUUUUACACAUGAAUAAACAAAAUAUAUUCUGA